AUGUCUAAUGGUACAAGUCCAAGUGUGUUGAGUUUUUUACGACAGUACAGGUUCCAGAGGAAACCGAAUGAUCCUGCUGGUUCCAGCAGUCCUGUCACCGUCACUUCAGCUCCGUCGGGUUCUCAAAUUAUAAGAAUGGCAGCGCCAAAUACAGUAUCCCGGAACAGUCCUAUAGUGUAUAAACGGAUAAGAUUACCUGACUCAGAUUCUGAUGAUUCAGCUUCUCCUGCCAAAAAACCUACGGUGACUAUAGAACUUACGACACAGGUUAAAGAACGGAGAUUUAGAAAUAUGCUGCAGAUGUUUCCUGAUAUAUCUCCUAUGUUUGUAAAAAACACAUUAGUUAAACAUGGAUGGAGUGAAGAACGGUCUAGAGAUGAACUUUUAAAGUAUGACCCAGAAACAAAUGACAAAAGUGUAGUUACAAACCCAAAUUCAUCAUCAUUCUUUGUGUCGAAGCCUGGGGUAUCAGGUCAAAAGACCCGCCCGAUUACAAAUAUGGGCAUAGUUAGGGUUACUAGCGGACCAAAAACAACUGUUGUAGUGAGAAAACCUAUAGAAGCUCAAGGGGGGAGAACGAGAAAAGGCAGCAGUGGGAGUGAAGAUGACGACUAUGGUGUACGGAAAGGGAAAGAUGAUCGAGUUUAUGACAGUGAGGAUUCAGACAAUGAGGUUACAGAUGACCUAAUAGGGGACAAGAAAAAAGUAUUUGAAUUCCUAAACACGAGCAACAUGAAUGAGCUCUCGUUACUUAGUGGCUGUUCACAGAAGAAGGCGGAGGCUAUUAUGGCACUCAGGCCAUUCAAAGGAUGGCUUGAUAUGGUAGAAAAGUUCAACAGCAACAAAGGAUUAAGCACAGAACUAUUAAACUCUACACAGGAAUUAUUGACAACUAGGAACAACAUACAGCGCCUCAUGAAGAAGUGUGUUGGACUUGCACAGCAGCUUGAAGCGGCUGUAGCAGCAGGCGCUGGCAGGCUUAAACAGCCGGCUAUAUUACAUGCAAGUCUCAAAUUAGCCCCAUAUCAGCUAGUAGGAUUAAACUGGCUAGCAGUUCUACACAAGCAAGGUGUGUCUGGUAUAUUGGCUGAUGAGAUGGGACUCGGCAAAACUGUACAGGUCAUCGCGUUCCUAGCUCAUCUGAAGGAAACAGGCCAGGCAAGGGGCACACAUCUUAUCGUCGUGCCGGCCUCCACACUUGAUAAUUGGAGCGGUGAGUUAGAACGCUGGUGCCCAGCCCUGCGCGUGAGCAAGUACUACGGUCACCCAGAGGAGCGGCGCCAAUUACGCAUACAGUAUGCAAGGGGAUUGGAUAAUAUCGACGUUGUACUCACCACAUACACAAUGGUGAACAGUUGUCCAGAAGAAAGAAAAAUGUUUAGGAUCACUCCGAUGCAUUAUGUCAUAUACGAUGAAGCGCACAUGCUAAAAAAUAUGUCUACCCAGCGAUACGACAAUCUACUUAAAAUAAAGUCCAAACACCGUCUCCUGUUAACUGGCACUCCACUGCAGAACAACUUGUUGGAGUUGAUGUCUUUGCUGGCCUUCGUGAUGCCUCAUAUGUUCUCUGGCAAGACGGACGACCUUAAAAGUUUAUUCCAAAAAAAUGCAAAGUCAAAAACAACGAAAAAAGCUGAGGGCAAUACGGAGGAUGAUGAGCCAGCGUUCGAACAGAGCCAGAUAACGCAAGCCAAGCGUAUCAUGAAGCCAUUCGUACUGCGGCGCCUGAAGAGAGACGUACUGCAGGACUUGCCUAAGAAGACCAACCACAGAGAGCUGUGCGCCAUGUCUAAUAGACAAAAUAUGCUGUAUAAGAAUCUGAUUGCUGGGUUUGCGGCAAAAGACGGCACGAUCCACGCGACGACAGAGCAGAGCGGUAUGGCGAUGAUGAUGGAUAUGCGCAAACUUGCUAAUCACCCUCUACUACUUCGGUACCACUACCAAGAAGACGAGGUACAAAGGAUGGCUAAGCUACUGGCUCGAGAUCCCACGUACAAGGAGAAGAAAGAACAUUACGUUUUUGAUGAUCUCAUGUGUAUGUCAGACUUCCAAAUACAUCAACUAACACUGACACAUAAUUGUAUUAGCCAAUUUGGCAUUCCAGAGCAUCUGAUCUUAGACUCUGGUAAGUUUGAGAAAUUGGACGAGAUGCUACCACGACUCAAGGCGGACGGGCACCGCGUGCUAAUUUUCAGUCAGUUUACCAUGAUGCUGGAUAUACUGGAGCCAUAUCUCAGGAUUAGGGGGUAUCGAUAUCUCAGACUUGAUGGUAGCACCGCAGUCACUGAUAGGCAAGAUUUAAUAAAUCUGUACAAUUCCGAGGAUAUAUUUGUGUUCCUAUUGUCGACCAAAGCAGGCGGGCUGGGCAUCAAUCUGACCGCUGCAGAUACUGUCAUCAUACAUGACAUAGACUUCAACCCUUACAACGACAAACAGGCUGAGGACAGAUGUCACAGGAUGGGUCAGACACGUCCGGUGACGAUAUACCGUUUGCUCAGCUGCGGCACCAUCGAAGAGGGCAUCUACCAGGUUGCUCAGGAGAAACUUAACCUAGAAAAACAUGUUACAAGUGCGGAUGAAAACGAAGGCCAAGAGCAAAAGAACGUGGUGCGACUGUUGUCAGCAGCAUUGGGUCUCACGUCGCCAAACAAAUGA
This is a messenger RNA of Arctia plantaginis, 2655 nucleotides long. NCBI's taxonomy places the organism in Eukaryota, Metazoa, Arthropoda, Insecta, Lepidoptera, Erebidae. The record is from the annotation of a GenBank genome assembly.